Somion occarium is the source of this 1215-nucleotide messenger RNA. Lineage: Eukaryota; Fungi; Basidiomycota; Agaricomycetes; Polyporales; Cerrenaceae. The record is from the annotation of a GenBank genome assembly.
CUGAGCCUGAUAUGGAAGACGACGAUGGUGAGCUCAUGUGGCCAGGACAAUUUUCCACAGGCAACAGCCUUGGAUGGUUAUGCAACAUGGGCAGAGCAAUGGUCAGAGAGUAUGGCAAGAGCUACGGCUACGUCGGCUCGGAGGCCCUCAUACCAGAUCCGACCUUACCUGUUCGCGCCCAGCGGUAGCACGCUCAGUGCUGUCCAUUAAGCCCGUUGUUUGCGCAGUCCGUUCCACCGAGGUCCUGUUUACCCAUACACCUUCGCAUACCCCCACUACGUCAGUCACCGUUGUGAAACUAGGAAAUACCCCGCCGUGACUUGUAUUGCUGCGUCUCUUACUAUCCAGGACCUCGGAUGUUUUGAACCUCUUGCGCGCCACUUUUCCUUACCUUUGGUGAAACACUUUUGAAGCAGUACGCCUUUGUCGGACCUAGGCUUGUUGACAUCGCCACAGCUCAUCGGCAUAUGUUUCAACUCCGUUGGCAGCGGAAAGACCUGCAUCGCAAUCAUGGAGCUCUGGCCCGCGAGUCAUUUGAGCUGCAUGGGUUGUUGGUCCUGUUCAUCUAGUUGCCGCCCCGCGCGUCUCCCCACACUCUUCAAUUGUAGCCUUCGCAAUCUUCUCUCCUCUUGUAAAACAUUCAUCUGGUAUCUCACUUGCGCUGUAUUCCCUCCAUAUUCACAUCAGCCGCCUCUACAACGACUCACAAAAGGAACAAAUAUCCCCCCUUGUAACAAUACCACCGCGCGCCUUUUCCUCUUUUUCUUUCCAUCAUCUCAUCGGGUCUCUCUCCUCUACAUCGCAUCCUUCACAUUUGUUUUUCCCCACACCUGCAUCGCUUCCAGAGUCAUCUUGCCGUCGUCUCAGCAACAACUGUUGUUUUCCCGCGGUCACUUUUCGUUCGUCGCCACAACCCCCUUUCUAUCCACCCAUCCCGCUGGUCCCCCUCCACCAUUCUUAUCUCCGCUGACCCCUUCCCCGCGAACGUCGUCCUUUGAUUUUACAACAGUUGUUUUCUCUCACCGCUGUGACCCCGUUUCCCUGUCCAUUUCUCACCGGAUCGAACUGGAGCCUCAUUGUUACUUUUUUCUUUACUUUUUAUCUUCUUUAUUCAUCUCUUGGUUGCUUUCCUUAUCAUCUUAUCCUUUGCAUAUCGCACAUUUUUGUUUUCUAGUACCAUAGUUGCAUCCUUCCAAUUCAGCAAUCGCAUCUCGC